Enhydra lutris kenyoni (northern sea otter) is the source of this 3280-nucleotide messenger RNA. It is a transcript of the gene ELAPOR2, whose product is annotated as KIAA1324 like. The record is from RefSeq and is a predicted model, not a curated record. NCBI's taxonomy places the organism in Eukaryota, Metazoa, Chordata, Mammalia, Carnivora, Mustelidae. Bases 151 to 2898 code for a protein of 915 amino acids. The transcript has 21 exons. Gene Ontology annotation, biological process: positive regulation of BMP signaling pathway.
GACUACCACUUUGAAUACACGGAGUGUGACAGCAGCGGCUCCAGGUGGAGAGUGGCCAUCCCGAACUCCGCAGCCGACUGCUCGGGCCUGCCUGACCCCGUGAGAGGCAAAGAAUGCACUUUCUCCUGUGCUUCGGGAGAGUAUCUAGAAAUGAAGAACCAGGUAUGCAGUAAGUGUGGUGAAGGUACCUAUUCCUUGGGCAGCGGCAUCAAGUUUGAUGAAUGGGAUGAAUUGCCAGCUGGAUUCUCCAACGUUGCGACGUUCAUGGACACUGUGGUUGGCCCUUCUGACAGCAGGCCGGAUGGCUGUAACAACUCUUCUUGGGUCCCUCGUGGAAAUUACAUAGAGUCCAAUCGUGAUGACUGCACGGUAUCUUUGAUCUAUGCUGUGCACCUCAAGAAGUCGGGUUAUGUCUUCUUUGAGUACCAGUAUGUCGACAACAACAUCUUCUUUGAAUUCUUUAUUCAAAACGAUCAGUGCCAGGAGAUGGACACCACUGCAGACAAGUGGGUAAAACUCACAGACAAUGGAGAAUGGGGCUCUCAUUCUGUAAUGUUGAAAUCAGGCACCAACAUACUUUACUGGAGAACCACUGGCAUCCUUAUGGGUUCUAAGGCAGUCAAGCCGGUUUUGGUAAAAAAUAUCACAAUUGAAGGGGUGGCAUACACGUCAGAAUGCUUCCCAUGCAAGCCGGGCACAUUUAGCAACAAACCAGGUUCGUUCAACUGCCAAGUCUGUCCCAGAAACACCUACUCUGAGAAAGGAGCCAAAGAAUGCAUAAAGUGUGACGAGCACUCCCAGUUUUCGGAGGAAGGAUCCAGCCAGUGUGUGGAGCGACCUCCCUGCACCACAAAAGACUAUUUCCAGAUCCAUACUCCGUGUGAUGAGGAAGGAAAGACGCAAAUUAUGUACAAGUGGAUAGAGCCCAAAAUCUGCCGGGAGGAUCUCACAGAUGCUAUUAGGUUGCCCCCUUCUGGAGAGAAGAAGGACUGUCCCCCUUGCAACCCUGGAUUUUAUAACAAUGGAUCAUCAUCUUGCCAUCCCUGCCCUCCUGGAACAUUUUCGGAUGGAACAAAGGAAUGUAGGCCGUGUCCAGCAGGAAUGGAGCCUGCGCUUGGGUUUGAAUAUAAAUGGUGGAAUGUCCUUCCUGGCAACAUGAAAACUUCCUGCUUUAAUGUUGGGAAUUCAAAGUGCGAUGGAAUGAAUGGUUGGGAGGUGGCUGGAGAUCAUAUCCAGAGUGGAGCUGGAGGUUCAGAUAAUGAUUACCUGAUCUUAAACUUGCAUAUCCCAGGAUUUAAGCCACCAACGUCUAUGACUGGAGCCAUGGGUUCUGAACUGGGAAGAAUAACAUUUGUCUUUGAGACCCUCUGUUCAGCUGACUGUGUUCUAUACUUCAUGGUGGAUAUUAAUAGAAAAAGUACCAAUGUGGUGGAAUCAUGGGGUGGAACCAAAGAAAAGCAAGCUUAUACCCACAUCAUAUUCAAGAAUGCAACAUUUACAUUUACAUGGGCAUUCCAGAGAACCAAUCAAGGUCAAGAUAAUAGACGGUUCAUCAAUGACAUGGUGAAGAUUUAUUCUAUCACUGCCACUAACGCAGUUGAUGGGGUGGCGUCCUCAUGCCGUGCCUGUGCCCUCGGUUCUGAACAGUCGGGCUCAUCGUGUGUCCCCUGCCCCCCAGGCCACUACAUUGAGAAAGAAACCAACCAGUGCAAGGAGUGUCCACCUGACACCUACCUGUCCAUACAUCAGGUCUAUGGCAAGGAGGCUUGUAUCCCAUGUGGGCCUGGGAGUAGAAGCACUCAGGACCACUCAGUUUGCUAUAGUGACUGCUUUUUCCACCACGAUAAAGAAAAUCAGAGUUUGCACUAUGACUUCAGCAACCUCAGCAGCGUGGGCUCAUUGAUGAAUGGACCCAGCUUUACCUCCAAAGGAACCAAAUAUUUCCACUUCUUCAAUAUUAGUUUAUGUGGGCAUGAGGGGAAGAAGAUGGCUCUCUGUACCAACAAUAUAACAGACUUCACAGUAAAGGAAAUAGUGGCGGGGUCCGAUGAUUAUACAAAUUUGGUAGGAGCCUAUGUAUGCCAGUCAACUAUUAUUCCUUCUGAAAGUAAGGGUUUCCGAGCAGCCUUAUCAUCACAGUCCAUCAUUCUGGCAGAUACAUUUCUAGGAGUGACCAUUGAAACGACAUUGCAAAAUAUUAAUAUAAAAGAAGAAAUGUUCCCAGUUCCCUUUAGCCAAAUACCAGAUGUGCAUUUCUUUUAUAAGUCUUCUACGACUACGACAUCUUGUGUCAAUGGCCGGUCAACUGCUGUGAAAAUGAGGUGCAAUCCUACUAAACCAGGAGCAGGAGUGAUUUCAGUCCCCAGCAAGUGCCCAGCAGGCACCUGUGAUGGAUGCUCAUUCUAUUUUCUGUGGGAGAGUGCUGAAGCUUGCCCUCUGUGCACAGAGCAUGACUUCCAUGAGAUUGAGGGAGCCUGUAAGAGAGGAGUUCAGGAAACCUUGUAUGUAUGGAAUGAACCUAAAUGGUGCAUUAAAGGAGUUUCUUUGCCUGAGAAAAAGUUGUCAACCUGCGAAACAGUUGACUUCUGGCUGAAAGUGGGAGCAGGUGUGGGAGCAUUCACCGCGGUUUUGCUGGUGGCUCUAACUUGCUACUUCUGGAAAAAGAAUCAGAAACUGGAGUACAAAUAUUCCAAAUUGGUGAUGACAACUAACUCAAAAGAAUGUGAACUCCCAGCGGCAGACAGUUGUGCUAUUAUGGAAGGAGAAGACAAUGAGGAAGAAGUUGUCUAUUCCAAUAAACAGUCACUACUGGGAAAACUUAAAUCCUUGGCAACAAAGGAAAAAGAAGACCAUUUCGAAUCUGUUCAGCUGAAAUCCUCAAGAUCUCCAAAUAUAUGAAAAGACAGUGCUGUAGCCUUCAGACUAAAGAACACAGAAACCUGAUCUCUAGUUCUACAGGACUGUAGCUUAGAUCCUGUCUUCGUAUCCAGCACGUUGGUGAUCUCACAGAGGGCCAUGCCGCUGAAAAGGGAAGGAGGUUGAAACGUUUGAUUGCCUUAUCACAUGGUCAAGUAUUUUGCCAAAAAUACAAAAGCAAAUGGCUUGGGUCUCAACAGAAGAUGAAACUCAACUCAGGAAGAGAUUAAUCUGUAAAUAGACAUAACUGAAAAUCGAGGUUAAGCCCACCAGCGCACUGCUGAUGCAUGCCAUAUAAUUAAUGGGUAACUUUUAUUCUUUAUAACUUCUACAUAAAAAGUGUGCUUUGGAGGGCAGAUAUGAG